This is a messenger RNA of Danio aesculapii, 1576 nucleotides long. RefSeq names its product spexin hormone (gene spx). The transcript is spliced from 5 exons. NCBI's taxonomy places the organism in Eukaryota, Metazoa, Chordata, Actinopteri, Cypriniformes, Danionidae. The coding region runs from base 655 to 963 and encodes 102 amino acids. The record is from RefSeq and is a predicted model, not a curated record. Gene Ontology annotation, molecular function: neuropeptide hormone activity.
AAAUAUCUUAUAGUAAAUAUUCUAAAGUUGUUGAUUUUUCCAGUUCAUGCAGACUUUGACUAAACAUUUAAUCAGUAUAUUACAUUGUGGGGAGAAAUAAAUAUCAAGUCAAUAUUCAUAAAGUUUUAAGUAGUCAUUUUGUUGUUCAGUCUUCAGCCUAGUCUUUACUCUGCCCUGCUUUGUUUGUAAUCUAUUUCACAGUCCGAACAGCUUUAAAAGUUAUUUCUUAUCCAUUAUUAUUACUAUAGCUUGCGAUCUGAAGGCAGAGCUCAGCAUUUCUUUAUAAAUCUGUGUUGUCAGCAGGGAAACCCCAUCAGCCGCUUGCCGUUCAUUCAUAAAAAACCAUUAUCAGAGACGCUUGGCUGCUGAAGGUGUAAACAUAUCGAUACUUUCCGCCCUCUUCUUUUCAUCACUUACUAUUAAAAGUGCAGAUGAAUGGAAAUGUAACCAAGCCGCUGAUCUGAUGUAGGAAGGGUUAACAAAUGGCUCUGAAAGGUUCACAGUCCGGCCCCGUUCUCAAUCAAUGAGACGUGACCUAUAGCUAAAGACUAAUUCAUGCCCGAUGAUUAUAAAUAUCAAGCGCAGACUUCACAGGCUUCACUCCGCAUCUUUUUUUCUCUGAGACUCCAGCGCUGAAGAGGAACGCCUGACGCUAUGAAAGAUUUAAGGACUCUUGCGGCAUACGCACUUGCGCUGUUACUUCUUGCAACGUUUGUCUCUCAUUCCUGGAGCGCACCUAAGGGCAGUUUUCAGCGUCGGAACUGGACACCUCAAGCCAUGUUAUAUCUGAAAGGCACACAGGGACGGCGCUUUGUGUCAGAAGACAGAAAUGAAGGGGACCUGUAUGAUACAAUACGCUUGGAGUCCCGCAGCCAAAACACAGAGAACCUGAGCAUCUCUAAAGCGGCGGCGUUUCUCCUGAACAUCCUCCAGCAGGCCAGAGAUGAAGACGAGGCGUACUGAAGAACAUCAGCUCAACACCCCCAGCUUUCAGCUUCUCUAAUGUGCCGUUAUUUGUGUUUGUUUCAUUCCACCGGGACUGAUUUGAGGCAGGGGUGUCCAAACUCAGUCCUGGAGGGCUGGUGUGCUGCAAAGUUUAGUUCCAACCCCAUUCAGACAUAUCUAGGCUAGCUAAUCAAGCUCUUACUAGACUUUAACAUCCUUGCAGGUGUGUUCAGGCAAGUUAGAGCUAAAAUCUGCGGAACACCGGCCCUCCAGAACCGAGUUUGGACACCCCUGAUCUAAGGAAUACAGCAGAGACUGAUAGGGAGGUAUUUCUCGUUUCCUUUGGAUUCAUUUCAGGUGAAAUAAUGGGUUGUUUUUUCAAGACGUAUCAUCUUGGAAAAGAGAUUAUUUAUGACGAGUGCAAUUCUGUGUAAUAUAAAUGAACUGUACAGUUUUAGUUUUUCUUCCUUUUGAUUUUCUCAUGUUAAAAAUGGACAUGUGAAUUUAAUGCUCUGUAAAAUACAUAUUUGAGAAUGUCUGAACACUUUCUCUAUUAAUUAAACCAAAUUUGCACUGACCUAUUGUGAAUGAGGCCAUUCAGUAAAACACGCAUAGGAUUUAUUUUGAUACA